AUGCCAAAAUUAGAUAGGAAUAUGUUUUACAACUGUAAACAAGUUCCAUCAGUAUUGCUUCAGGGAAUCGUAAAUGCAGACCAAAUCUUCAUAGAUGUUUUUGCCGGCGAUGGAGCAUAUCCAUUAACCGAAAAAAUUAUGGUGCCAUAUAAGGAUAACGGUCACCUAACACAAAAUCAAAAGAAUUUUAAUAAGAUUUUAAGCAGUUCACGUGUGGUCGUCGAACAAGCUUUUGGAAAACUUAUUGGAAGAUUUCGAAAAUUAAAACAUAAUAUGGAUGUAUACCAUAAAUCGUACUGUGCUAAGAUUAUCACCGCUGCAUGUUGUCUACACAAUAUUUGUAUGACAACUGGAGAUGACUUUGAUGCCGAUCCAUAUGUGUCUGAAAUAGAGAUAGGAGGUGAUCUACAUGAAGAUGGGACUAGAAGCGGAGUAUUAAAGCGUAAUACAAUUUGCAAUGCAUUGCUACUACAAGAUCACAUUUAA
Macrosiphum euphorbiae (potato aphid) is the source of this 486-nucleotide messenger RNA. The record is from the annotation of a GenBank genome assembly. Lineage: Eukaryota; Metazoa; Arthropoda; Insecta; Hemiptera; Aphididae.